AUUACCCAAACACGCAAAUACAAUACACAACUUCACACCGUUUCCUCUCUCUCACAUUCUCUUUUCCUCCUCCUCUCUUUCUCUGUUUUCAAGUCUCGACGUUUUCAUGGUGGAAAUGGUUAUGGAAGCGGGACAGGAUCGAGAAAUCGUCGCGGUCGUCGACGACAGCGACUGCUCGAACGUCGUCGUGAAAGGUAAGCGGACGAAGCGACAGAGGCAGCCGUCUCCCCUGCCUUUCCAGCCGCGGCCGACGGUGCCUGUGACGACCGACGUCUCCUCCACGGCGACUUCCUCUUCCGAGCAGAGCACCUGUACGGUGGAAGAGGACAUGGCGAACUGCUUGAUUCUGCUGGCUCGGGGCCGCCGCAGCUCCAGCCCUCCGCCGGCGGUGGAGCAACGAGGGGUUUUCGUUUACGAGUGCAAGACGUGCGGCAGGGGAUUCAAUUCGUUCCAAGCGCUCGGCGGGCACAGGGCCAGUCACAAGAAGCCGAGGACGGCCGGCGGCGACGGUGGAGGCGCGGACGAAAACAACAACAAUAAUAAUAAUCAGAAUAGCAGCAAGGUCUUGGUUGGAAACGUGGAUCAAAAAUUGCGGGAAGAAGAAGGCGAAGCGGAAUUAUUGGCCCUCUCGUUGCGAAUUGUGAGUACGGCGGCCGUCAACGACGAUCAUAAUAAUCCUCCGGCGACAACGGCGGUGGCGAAGCCGAGUAAGGUUCACGAGUGUGCGAUCUGCGGCGCGGGAUUUUCGUCAGGACAGGCGUUGGGAGGACACAUGAGGCGGCACAGGACGGUGGUGCCGGUGCCGCCUGCGGCGGCGUUGACGACGAUGACCGCCGUAAGAAACGGAUUGGAGUUGGAUCUCAAUUUACCGGCGCCAGAAGACGGAGUAGACGGGAGGGAAACGAAUACUAAGUUCCGGUUCCCGGCGCAAGGAUUGCAGCUCGUGUUCACGGCGGCGUCUCCUAUGGUGGAUUGCCAUCUCUGAAUUUUAAAAAUGACGACUUUCAUUUUCUCUUCUAAUUUUUUAUUAGCUUGGUGAUGAAUUGAUUCACCAAGUUAAUUAAAAUGACCAUUCUUUGUGUAAAAUUUGUGAUUAUCAAAUUCUUUUAACUUGCAUGGAUUAAUUAGUUUAAUAUUUCUCGCUAAUUGUAAUGUAUAAUCAUGAUGAUCAUCAUCAAUUCUUCCAAAUUGAAGAACAUAAAAUUCUUAUUGAUUA
This is a messenger RNA of Linum trigynum, 1216 nucleotides long. The record is from the annotation of a GenBank genome assembly. Lineage: Eukaryota; Viridiplantae; Streptophyta; Magnoliopsida; Malpighiales; Linaceae.